This is a messenger RNA of Mizuhopecten yessoensis (Yesso scallop), 974 nucleotides long. RefSeq lists its product as uncharacterized. The record is from RefSeq and is a predicted model, not a curated record. Lineage: Eukaryota; Metazoa; Mollusca; Bivalvia; Pectinida; Pectinidae. The coding region runs from base 81 to 866 and encodes 261 amino acids. The transcript has 4 exons.
AUCUGUAGACAAUAGCAACGCGUCACUGUUCCGGAACCUUUGUUUACCUUUCGCUGCCGUGCUUCUGCCAGACUCCAAAAAUGCAGAACCAGUUGUUCAAACAAAUAGGACCUAACGCAAGAAAGAACUGGCCGUUUGUCGGUGAGGUCGUCUGCGUGCAGCUAAUGGGAGAUGGAAUUUUCCCUGUCCCUUUUCUCAAAGAGGCUUCCUAUUAUGACCUCGGUAGCGUCAUCGUUAAAGAAGCUCUCUCCCCUUUGGAAAAGCUCCGCCGUCGCGUGCCGGGAGCUAUGGCGAUAGGGCGGCUGUGUGAUUUUGUCCGACAAAAGGACUCAACCUUCCAGAUCAAGGACCUGAAACCUGUACCGGAGGAGAAAUCCACUCUGAAUCAGAACUACGUUUUCUCGGAGUCGAAUAUGCGAAAUGGACUGAAAAAGUCUAUAACUGUGGAAGUCAUAGGCUGUUACAAGCAGGCGUACCCCUCCCUUCCGGAAGUAAGCUCUCUCACGGUGGAUCUUCUAGAUAAAGGGUUUCAUCACCUGACCAAAUUUUACCUCAUUCACACGGUGUACUACGCUAAGUCGGUACGUAUCGAAGUGACUGUGGGUGAUAAAACGGAUCAAUAUCAGGUCAAUGAAGCAAUACCACUGGGCUUCAAACUGCGCAAGUAUCACUUUGGACCGGAGGGCAAGCUUACCAAGUACAAGGACAUAUCUGACCCCAACUGGACGGUAACAUGGAUAGAAAAGUCCAAAAUAAGGACUCCAAUGGAUCGACUUCCAAACAUCCCCGUUGACCACGAAGGGCAGAGCGAAGAUGAUGGUUACGUCACACUUCCAGGCGCACGUGCAGGUACUCGCGAUAGCUGAUUGGUGAAUUGAUCCCGUAGUAUAGAUCCUCGUCUUUGUCGUCACCGUAACUAUUAUGCUGCAAAUAAAUAUAACUGGUUUUAAUAAAGCGUCUUCUGAUGUAUGCAA